Messenger RNA from Lichtheimia ornata, 3699 nucleotides. RefSeq lists its product as uncharacterized. Gene Ontology annotation, molecular function: ATP binding; ATP hydrolysis activity; copper ion binding. Gene Ontology annotation, cellular component: membrane. Bases 1 to 3699 code for a protein of 1232 amino acids. The transcript has a single exon. Gene Ontology annotation, biological process: monoatomic cation transport; copper ion homeostasis. Lineage: Eukaryota; Fungi; Mucoromycota; Mucoromycetes; Mucorales; Lichtheimiaceae. The record is from RefSeq and is a predicted model, not a curated record.
AUGACAACACAUGACAACACCACCAUUGUGCUUCCAGUCAAGGGCAUGACGUGUAAUUCUUGCGUACGUUCAAUCACCAAUGCACUUGAUCUCGACGAAGGAGUCCACAAGGCACAAGUCAGCUUGGAGAACGAAUCAGCUACCAUACACUAUGACCCAACAAUACGUACACGGCAACAGCUUGUGGAACUUAUCGAGGAUUGUGGAUUUGAAGUGCCUGAUACGAUCGUUACAACAACACUUCCUGUCAAGGGGAUGACUUGCCAAUCAUGUGUAAAGUCGAUUACAAGCGUAUUGGUGGACCUUGCAGGCGUUCAAUCAGUGGAUGUCAGCUUGGAGGAGGAGCAAGCGACUAUUAUGCAUGAUACAUCAUUAUUAUCUCGCGAGACGAUCAUUGAGGCCAUUGAAGAUUGUGGAUUCGACGUGCCAACAACGACUCAGAGCAGCAACAGCAAUACGACAACAGUACUUCCUGUCAAGGGGAUGACUUGCCAAUCAUGCGUCAAAUCCAUCACUGGUGCAUUGAGUGGUCUUGCUGGUGCCGAAUAUGUGGAUGUUAGCUUGGAUGCUGAGCAAGCAACAGUGAUACAUGAUGCGUCAUUGCUAUCUCGUGAAACGAUUAUUGAGGCUAUUGAAGAUUGUGGAUUCGAUGUUCCAUUACUCAACACCAACAACAACAGCAACAGCAGCAGCAGCAAAAAGAAUGAGCCUGGCGUGGCUGAGAUUCAGGUGGCUACGAGUAGCAGUGGGGCUGAUGAUGACAAAUACGACAGCAUCCAAACCGCUCAAUUGGAAAUCCAUGGCAUGACAUGUGCUUCUUGUGUCAAUAGCAUUGAGCGUGCAGUCAAUAGUCAAGCCGGCAUCAUCUCCAUCAAAGUAUCAUUGCUUGCUGAAAAGGCGACUGUUGAAUACGAUCCUUCAGUGAUUACAGAUGAACAGAAAAUUGCCGACAUGAUUGAAGACGUUGGAUUCGAAGCCAAGGUGGUUCAGCCAAAGAGUGAUGAUACAGUGCAGCUACAAGUAUUUGGAAUGACAUGUGCAAGCUGUGUGCAUAGCAUUGAGCGUGGUGUUAGCAAGGUGCCUGGUGUACAUUCAAUCACGGUCAACUUGAUGACUGAGAUGGCUGUGGUUCGAUAUGAUCAUACUCGUCUUGGUAUGCGUACAAUUGUUGAGACGAUUGAGGAUCUUGGUUUCAAUGCAUUGGUCCACGACAAUACCCGGAAUGCACAGCUUGAUAGCUUGUCCAAGGUGCGUGAGAUCCAAGAAUGGCGACAAGCUUGUAUUCGCAGCGUUCUUUUUGCAGUGCCGGUCUUUUUCAUUGCCAUGGUGAUGCCUAUGUUUCCAUGGGGAAAUUCGAUCUUGGAUAUUCCUUUAUUCUUUGAUGGACUUUAUUUGAUGGAUGUCGUUCAACUAGCACUCACCAUCCCAGUCCAAUUUGGUGUCGGCAAACGAUUCUUGGUAUCGGCAUACAAGUCCUUACGUCAUGGAUCACCCACCAUGGAUGUCCUUGUUUCGAUUUCAACACUUGCUGCAUUCACUUUUUCAGUCAUUUCGAUGUUUCGAUCUUUAUGUGCACAUUCAACGCAUCGACCCACCGUGUUCUUUGAUACAUCCACCAUGUUGAUUGCAUUCAUUUCAGGAGGUCGUUUAUUGGAAAACAUGGCCAAAGGACAAUCUUCUUCAGCCUUAUCGAAGUUGAUGUCUCUUACACCUUCGACAGCAUUGAUGCUUGAGGUUGAUGAGCACACUGGCAACAUUAUUUCGGAGAAGCGUAUUCCUUCGGAGCUUAUUCAACAAGGCGAUUUACUCAAGAUUGUGUCUGGUGAUAAGAUUCCAGCUGAUGGUACUGUUACAUCGGGCGCUUCGACAGUGGAUGAGAGCAUGGUUACGGGUGAAGUGGAUGCUGUAUCCAAGAAGGAAGGUGACACUGUCAUUGGUGGUACAGUGAAUGGCCCCGGCAUGUUUGUUAUGAAAGCUACCCGUGUCGGCUCUGAUACAGCACUCAGCCAAAUUGUCAAGCUCGUUGAGGAUGCUCAAGUAAGCAAGGCGCCCAUCCAAGGCUUCACCGAUGUGGUGGCAGGCUAUUUUGUACCAGCUGUGUUGCUCCUUGGUCUUGGUACUUUGGUGAUAUGGUCCUUGUUGGUGACGUUUUUGGGUAUUGAUCGUAUGCCGCCCAUGCUGCAAAGCGAGAUCGAGAAUGAUGGUGAUGGCAGCUGGUUCUUCGUAUGCCUCAAGAUGUGUAUCAGCGUGAUCAUUGUGGCAUGUCCCUGUGCUCUUGGCUUGGCAACUCCAACAGCGGUGAUGGUAGGCACAGGCGUUGGCGCGGAGAAUGGUGUUUUAUUCAAGGGUGGCGCUGUGCUCGAGAAUGGUCAACGUGUCAACACGAUUGUCUUUGACAAGACUGGUACUUUGACUAUUGGCAAGCUGCAAGUGACUCGUGCCGAGAGCUGGAGUGAUACACAAUUGUCGUCAGAUCAAUUAUUGCUACUUGCCGCCAUUGCCGAAUCACAAAGCGAGCAUCCAGUGGGUCGUGCUGUUGUACAAAAGGGCAAGGAUCUUACGGGUCUUGAUUUGUUGGAUAAUCUUGCAGCUAUCUCAGGCUUCAAAAGCGAGACUGGAUUUGGUAUCGAAUGCGACAUUGCUAUCACCGAAGAUGACGAUGAUCAUUCAGCAAUCUUACGCAGCUUGGCUAUGAAAGGAGGAGCUUCACAUCGCAUUGUUAUUGGCAAUCAACGAUUUCUCGAAGAGUUUCACAGCAUGAAAUUGAGUUCAGAGCAAGCUCGUGCGAUCGAGGCUGAGGAGGCGCAAGGUCACACAUGCAUUACUGUUGGAUGGGAUGGUGUGGCUGCAGGCUAUAUUGCUUUGGCGGAUGUUCUCAAGCCGGAGUCACGACAAGUGGUGGCAACAUUGCACAUGAUGGGAUUGCACACGGCUAUGGUGACAGGUGAUAACGUGUUGACAGCACAAUCGAUUGCAAAGCAAGUGGGCAUCACUGAAGUACAUGCUGGCGUUUCACCCAAUGGCAAGACACAGCUGGUGCAGCAAAUGCAACGUCGUGAAAUGGUGAGCUCGAAUGUUUUCGGAUCCAAGCGUUCCAGGGCUGUAGUGGCGAUGGUUGGUGAUGGUGUCAAUGAUUCUCCCGCAUUGGCAGCUGCUGAUUUGGGUAUUGCACUAUGCAGUGGCACUGAUGUGGCGAUUGAGGCAGCUGAUGUGGUGCUCAUGCGCAGUGAUUUAUCGGACGUGGUGGCUGCUCUGGUCUUGUCUCGUGCCAUCUUUCGACGAAUCAAAAUCAAUUUGUUGUGGGCCUGCAUUUACAAUGUGAUUGGUAUUCCGCUUGCAAUGGGCGUUUUCAUGCCGCUCGGUUGGCACUUGCAUCCAAUGCUUGCUGGCUUGGCCAUGGCAGCAAGUUCUACAAGCGUCGUUGUCAGCAGCCUUUUACUCAAAUGGUUUUGGCGUAAACCUACUCUUGUUUCAGAAGAUCAAGUUGACUUUGCUGCUCCCUCAACUACUAUUGCCAUUGAAGAGCCUCUCACCCCUAUCGACAAUGCUACCCCCAUCAAGGCAUCCACCACCAGCAUUUGGUCACGCAUUUGGAAUCAGCUUAUUGGAAAUGGACGAUUUGGUGGAUAUCAAGCUGUGGCCACUGAUACAAAUCAAGACUUUGAUCUUCAAACUUUACCAUUGCAUCAACGACUGUAA